CAAACCAUGGAAACCACCACCACCAACACCAACAAUGCAGCAACAACGACGACAACAACGACAACAACCAAGCGGUUCGUCGCAUACAUUCUCUUCGCAUCCUCCGUCGCCGUCGCUGCGGCCGCCUUCUUCUUCUUCUCCUCCUCCGGCAAUGCAAAUCAAUCCCACCACCGCCGCCGCCGUAUCUUCUUCUCCGCCACCUCCUCUCCUCGCCGUGUUUGGCCGGGGUUGGAGGCGAAUUGGCAGAGCGCGGUGGCGACGGUGGUGGGGUUCCUGGGGUCGGCGUUCGGCACCGUCGGCGGCGUCGGCGGCGGCGGCGUCUUCGUCCCCCUCCUCAACCUCGUCGUCGGAUUCGACACCAAAUCCGCCGCCGCACUCUCCAAAUGUAUGAUUAUGGGCGCUUCGACGUCGUCGGUGUGGUACAAUCUGCAGGUGUCUCACCCAACAAAGGAGGUGCCCAUCAUAGACUACAAUCUGGCACUGCUGUUUCAGCCCAUGCUCAUGCUGGGCAUCACCAUUGGUGUUGAGCUCAGUGUUGUUUUCCCUUUCUGGUUGAUCACUGUCCUCAUCAUUAUCCUCUUCUUAGGUACUUCGUCUCGGUCCUUCUUCAGGGGAAUCCAGAUGUGGAAGCAAGAAACCAUACUCAAGAUGGAGACAGAAAAGCGAGAAGCGCAAACAAAUUCCCGCAAUAAUGAUGUUAUUAUUGAUUCAGAAUAUGAGCCUCUUCUUCCUCAGACAGAGGAGAAAUCCAAACUUGAAGCACUUUUGUUCAACAUAAGGUGGAAGGGAAUCCUUAUCCUUAUGCUGGUUUGGUCUUCCUUUCUUGUACUCCAAAUCCUAAAGAAUGGGUCAGAAACAUGUAGCAUCUUCUACUGGGCAAUAAAUAUCUUGCAGAUUCCGAUCGCGGCGAGUGUGUUCGCGUGGGAAGCGGUGAAGCUGUGGCGGGAGAGCCGGGCACGACGCACGUGCGGAAACAUGGAGCGUGUUUGCGAGGCUUCCAUCGACUGGACUGCGCCGCAGCUGCUCUUCUGCGCCCUCUGCGGCCUCCUAGGUGGCACCGUUGGCGGCCUCCUCGGCUCCGGCGGCGGCUUCAUUCUCGGCCCUCUCCUCCUCGAGAUCGGCGUGAUCCCUCAGGUUGCAAGUGCCACAGCAACAUUUGUGAUGAUGUUCUCCUCAUCCCUCUCAGUGGUGGAGUUCUACUUCCUCAAGAGAUUCCCCAUCCCUUAUGCUUUAUAUCUCAUCUCAGUCUCGGUUAUGGCCGGCUUCUGGGGCCAGUACUUCGUCAGGAAGCUAGUGAAGUUCCUCAAGCGGGCAUCGAUCAUCGUAUUCAUUCUCUCCUCCGUCAUCUUCGCGAGUGCACUAACAAUGGGUGUCGUGGGAACCGCGAAGACGAUAUCGAUGAUCGAACAUCGCGAAUACAUGGGGUUUCUGAACUUCUGCGAGAACUAAACAGAGGUGGAAUCAACGAUUUCGUAUUUUACGGUUUCUUGCGUAGGGUUAGCGCCUCGCUAACCCGCGAAAUAUUUACUCAUUAUUGUAGCAAUAAUGUGUUCAACAUUCAUGAACUUUUAUAUCAGGGAUUAUUUCUUUUUGUUUGGCUCAGGAGUAGUGAGCAUUUGGGAUUAAGCCUAUCUAAGAAACUUUUUAUGAUUUUUAAA
Ananas comosus (pineapple) is the source of this 1658-nucleotide messenger RNA. RefSeq lists its product as uncharacterized. The record is from RefSeq and is a predicted model, not a curated record. The coding region runs from base 7 to 1449 and encodes 480 amino acids. NCBI's taxonomy places the organism in Eukaryota, Viridiplantae, Streptophyta, Magnoliopsida, Poales, Bromeliaceae. Gene Ontology annotation, biological process: protein ubiquitination. Gene Ontology annotation, cellular component: membrane; Cul4A-RING E3 ubiquitin ligase complex. The transcript has 12 exons.